CAACUGCCACCUCUGCACCACCGCUGUUGCCAUUCCUGCUGUGGACAACCCGAGUCUAUCCCCGACCCAGCCCACCGCGAGAAAGCUCUCUCUGCUCAUUUACGCCGCUCUUCUAACAGCUCCACCACCGGAUAUAGGUUAUGCGCAGAGCGAAAACCGAGCAACAGGAGACAAGACAACGACAAUGAGGCUAGGAAUAUUGGCACCGUUGCCUUGGUGUGGACACGCACGGGCUUGGCUGAUGUUUUGGCAAGCGUUUUACGCGGUUAAAAGAAGGAAGUAGCCCGAAAAACUAUCAGGAGAAGGAGAUAUGGUUAGGACGGCAAACGGGAUGUCGGUCCACGCAUCCUAAGCAGAUUGGCUGCUGUUGGAAGAGAGCUUGCCCAAGAAGCGCAGAGGUCCCAUAAUGCCUAUCCCCCAGGGCGCGCUCGUUGGCCUCGGGCUGGUGCUGACAACAGUGGGGGUGGUCGUAACUAUCAUUUUGGGUUUGACUGGACCAGUUCCCAUGUUCGGGCUUGGGAUGUGUUUAUCAAUGGGAGGUGUUGGGAUCUUAGGGGUGAGUAUCUGCAGAGCCAUGAAGAAGCACCUGGUUCCGGGCGUACCGGGACACUUUCUCCUGCACCCGCGGACUGGUACACGCUUCAGCCCUCAACAGGGUUUGGCCAUACAAAGGAGGCUGGACCGUAUCCGGAGAGAAAUGUCAUCAGAUUCGGUCACCAGGGGACCUGAACUUGACCCCCCGGCCCCCUCCACUCCUCCACCCUGGACCAUGGAACCACCACCCUCAUACGACACUGUGAUGAAGAUCCAGGAGCAGAGGCAGGAGCAGAGGCAGGAGCAGGGCCAGGAGGAGAUAUGGAGGAACAAUGAGGAGGAGAGCUGGAGAGACAACCAAGAGGAGAGCUGUGCAUACAGAGAGGUGGAGAGAGAGGAGGGGCAUAGUGAACAGUUAAAUGACUGCAGUACUGUCACAGAGGACUCCAAUCAGUGUUAGUGCCUUUGCCUGUGCCAGCAAUGGACUCAAAGUGCUGACAGAAUGAGAGGAAUAGUUUAUUACAGUAUUUUGUAAAAGUGGUUACAUCUGAUGCAUUUGAAAUGGCCUUGUCACUUGUCUGUGGUAGUCUAUGCAGGUAUGGAGAAGCAGACAGGUUUAGUAAACUUUUGGUAGCCUUUUAAGGUUAAUGUAAGCAUCUUUCACCAAUGAAGAAGGUUGUGUUAAUCCAUGGGUCUCCAAAAUUUUGCAUACAGUGAGCUACCUUUACAAAAUGAAAAUGCUGGAGAGCUACUCAUUUUAGCGGUUGCAAGAAAUUAAUUUGAUAUACAAAGGCAAGCAUUAGAUGUACAAUUGGAUGCCUAUAAACAUUAAACUAUUGUCCAUUUAUUGGUGUAUAAAGUUCAAAGUAACACAUUUACAGUGGUAAUUAAUUAAAUUUGAGUUAUUUAGUUCAAUUUGUAUAAUUCAGAGGUCCUUUGGUGAGCUACUCUGAAGGGGUUGGAGAGCUACUGGUAGCUGCUGAGCUAUAGGUUGGAGACCCCUGUGUUAAAUCACAUUACAUAAUUGUGGCAUUUUACCUUCUGUCUCAGGAACACCUCCCGUUCUCUGCAGUAAUUUGAAACAAUAUUUUGUAUAGAAGUCCUUUCUGUUGCAAAACUCCCAUGUAUUUGAGCUUGAAACUGGUGCGGCAAGUUCACAGUUUGUAACAGUCACAUCACACACUGGUUUUUCCCACCUUUAUGCUAGAAUACUUUUAUUUAAGAUUUGCAUUGUCAGCUAUGUGAUUUAUCUUACUUGUUCUCCAAACAUAAGGUGUCCUGAUGAAAAGAAAUGCAGGGAAUACAUUUUACAUACAAACAUUAUCUGAUAUGCUAUAGACUUUCACAAAAUGCUGAACUGUCGCCAAGAAUAUUCCUCAUCAAAGCAGAAGAUGAAGCACUGACUGCAUGUGCAUCCCUGGAGCCGUGGCCUCACAUUAUUUGGUGAUUAAUAGUGAAAAAGAUUGAAUUAAUCACAUGAAGUUUCACUGCUCAUGAAUCGUUUACAGAACUUUUUAAAGGACUUUGCAGAGUUUACUAUUUAUGUGACCUACUACUGCAGCUUCAAAGUAUUUGUAUCUUUGUAUCAGCACUAUUGCCUGCUCUGCCUUUGCACAUAUUGAUUACAUACUCAGUGCCUUAACAGCUGAAAGCUAGAGUGUUAUUGUUUAGCUUAAAGAUGUCAUUACAUUUAUUUAAGGGGGAAAGUGGUCAAACUGCAGUUAUGACUCUACAGUAGGCCUGUCACGAUAAUCCAUUUUGAAGUGCUGAAUUGCUGAAUAAAAUAUAAACUAUAAAUAAUAUUGAAACUAUUUUAUGCCACUGACACAAUUAUCUUAAAGUAGAAUUAUUCCCCAAAAACUUCUUAAUAUAUUAAUGGUUAAAACACAAACUGCAGUAAAUAAACAGCAGAAUGCAGCACAUGAGUUAUUCAUUCAACCUUCUACAGCUCAAAUCUAAUCAUAGAAUAGGAAAAAUAAUAAAAAGUUCCCUGUGCUAGUACUAAGCAAAAGUCCCCACUAUAAAUAUUGACCUUCAAAAAGUAUUGUUCCAUUUAACAUCUAUGGAAUGAUCGUGACAGGCCUACUUCAUGGUGCUCAUAGUGAAUGAAUGUAGGAGAAGAGUGGUAUGUUUGCCCCUCUCAGUAGCAUGUGCCCACAAAUCCGAAGGUUGCCAGUUAGAUCCCAGCUCUGACCAGCACAUUGUUGUUGUGUCCUUGAGCAAUGAAUGGGGAAAGAUUGAAAAUGCAAUGUAAAGUGCUUUGAGUUUUAAAAGGUGUUAUAUGAAUCCAAGGCAUUAUUGCUAUAAUUAUUAUUGUUAUCUGUAUCGUGAAUAAUUAACUUGUCAGCCAAUCUAUGUCUUGAAGUGGCCCAUAGUUACAGCAUUUUCAAUUACAUUGAAUGAAGUUUAAAUGUAUUUUGCAUGCCAGCCUUCUUGUAUGUGUGACCUAUCAGUAUUUUUAUGUAAUGUAUUGUAUUUAAAUUUUCACCACACCAAACUACUAUUAU
Boleophthalmus pectinirostris (great blue-spotted mudskipper) is the source of this 3041-nucleotide messenger RNA. RefSeq lists its product as uncharacterized. Bases 407 to 994 code for a protein of 195 amino acids. Lineage: Eukaryota; Metazoa; Chordata; Actinopteri; Gobiiformes; Gobiidae. The record is from RefSeq and is a predicted model, not a curated record. The transcript is spliced from 3 exons.